AUGAUACUUUUUUUAUAUGUAUUGUUAAAAAAAUAUAAGUUGACUGAAUUAAGAAACAGUACAGCUAAAAACAAGAAGAAAAUAGUAGAUUUGGAACAACAAGUACAAGACCUUGAAUAUAGAUUAGUUGGGACUUCAAAUAUCGACAAAACUAAGGUCAUCAAGAAAGACAACCAAAUUGUUGAUUUGGAGAAAACGGUUGUAGCGUUGAAAGAACAGAACACUCAACUUGAUGCUGCUAAGAAGGAUAUAAAAAAGCGAUUGAAGACGCUUCGAAGAUUGAGAAUUAUGAAUCACAGAUUAAGGCACUUGAAGCACAAAAAAGAAGGCUUUGGACGACAAAACUAA
Messenger RNA from Entamoeba invadens IP1, 348 nucleotides. RefSeq lists its product as hypothetical. Lineage: Eukaryota; Evosea; Mastigamoebida; Endamoebidae. The record is from RefSeq and is a predicted model, not a curated record. Bases 1 to 348 code for a protein of 115 amino acids. The transcript has 2 exons.